Molecule: messenger RNA, 7734 nt
Organism: Paramuricea clavata
Lineage: Eukaryota; Metazoa; Cnidaria; Anthozoa; Malacalcyonacea; Plexauridae
Source: the annotation of a GenBank genome assembly
CUGCAAAGCACACGACAAGAAAAAAAGCAAAAACAAAUAUGGAGAACUCUUCUCCAAACCAAUCUUCCGAAGGCCCUGCUGGCUUUAGCGACAGCGACAUGAGUGCCGAUGAAAGCUUCUCGGUGGAUAAGAACAGGAUCUCUUCGUUGCUGCAAGAAAAACGAGUUUUAACAGUCGAACUCGAAACAUUUAAACUGAAAUGCAAGCAAUUAAUCGAGGAAAACAAAGCCCUUCGCAAAGCAAGCGUGAAUAUAGUAAGUAUUCGUUGGCGUUUUAAGGGUUUUAAACCUUACAAUAGCUUCACAAUACAUUGAAUGUUCAAUGCUCAAAUUGCCUCGAUGAUCGGAUAUAUUUUCCCAAAGGAAUCGUUAAAGUUUCGUGAAGAUCACGCCAUAUGCAGAAUAUUGGAAUAUGUUAUAACGCUGUUUACACAACAUUAUGUUUCAAAUAUUUGCAAAUCAGCAGUUUUUAGAAGACACAAACACCGCUAGCGUGUAGCGAUAGUGUAUGUUCUUGCUCAAAUUAGGUUUGGUUCGGGGUAUGGGCUAAAAAAACGGCAUUUAAUAACGGUGUUUCAUCAUCAAUCUGUAGCCGAAUCAAAAGGGGUCUCGAAACAAUGCUUUGAAGAUUGACAAAUACUUGAGGCAGAUAUGCAUAACAAUGAGAUAAAGGAGGCUGUUCAUAUGUUAUAAUCACUGAAUACACAUGCUAUGAAAAACACUAUCAAGUACUGAAUUUAAUAUAUCCUAUCAAAAACAUGCCAUCAGACUCUUGCAUUAUUUGGGUACAAAGUAGGCCAAUUUAUUUUGUUUGUCUGCAUAGACAGAUUUUAAGUUGAAUCCCAGAGUUUUCAUCUACUUAUAUGUCCAUUGUACUGAAUGGAAGGCAAAACAUCUUCAUUUGCGAUUUUGGUGUCUAUGAUAGCAGUCGAGGAGGGGGAGGGGAUAUAUAGAACACCCACGUUCCCAUUCCUCUUAGGAGUUUCAAAAAACGUUAGGUUGAUACCCAGCUAACUUGUUUAAGGUACAUUUACCCGCUACAAUUUAUCAUGUACAAUUCAUAUUCUGAUGUAUGAAAAUUACUGCUGCCAUUACAAAUCCUGCUCGUUUGGUUUAUGGCGAAAUUUGAAAUACAACCACUUUAAUUAAGCAUGCUUAUUCGAUUAAAUAUGCCAGAAUAUGAAUGGCCUUGUGUUCAAGAUGUUUCGUUAUUUUUUAGGCAGUUGGGUACAUCAACGAACUUUGGAAAAUAGUUCCAAAACAGGCCUAAUUUUGUAUUGUUUUUGCCUUCAUCUCAGAGACUCAGACUUUGACCAGACAACAAUAUAAUAUUGGAACUCUAAUAUGUUAUAAAUAAUAAAUGCACUAUUGCCAUUAGCACUAAUAGGGCUUUACUCUUUCUAAACAUCUGUGUAUUGAUUAUAAUAACCCAUUUAACAACAAUAAUAUAGUUGGAUUCGUCAUCCUAAUGGCUAUUAAAACAUGCUAUUGGCAUAGCAUGUGUCCAUAAGAUUUCAUUGGCAAAUGUACAGGAAUCCAAUCUUAAAUUAAAGUGGGUUGGAAUAUAUGUGUAGGCUGUUUGUAUACAUAGUUUGACAUUUUAUUCCAUUGUAUUAUUUUGAUAUAUUUUUCUUUCACGCUAUUGCCUUUGUGGUUUUGCUAUAAAAGCAGCAUGUUUAUUCAGCCUGGCGAUAGGUGUAACAGGACACAAGGGCAAUUGCCCCCUCCCCCAAAAUUCCAUAGCCCCCAAGGAUACAUAUUUAUUUCCACUAAUAGCAAGUCAAAGCAGAGCAAGAAGAGGAAUUUAUAUCUAAUACGUUGAUGAAAAAGAUUCAAUCGUUAAAGAAAGAAAAAGAAUCGUUAGCUAUGAAUUAUGAGCAGGAAGAAGAAUUUCUGACCAACGACUUGUCCAGAAAACUGAUGCAAGUAAGUUCAAAACAAGGAUUUCAUGUCAAGUCUUUUAGCAUUUAACGGAUACCAGCGCUGCAAAUAAUUACAGAAACUUGAUGGUCAUGAUGUUGGUCAAGUAAAAAAUUCUGCCGGUCAAACAUUAGUUACUAUUCACCAGAAAAAAACAACAUUUUCGUGUAAUUUAAUUAAUUUUGGAGCUGAGCACAAAGGCUUCAUCUUGAAAUCUUGGACAUGUUUAAUAAAAUUGCACGGUGUUUUAUGUUUUGAAAGUUAGUCAAGUGCACUGCCAAUGUGAAAAUGAAAUUCUGAGCACAUGUAAAUCACAAUAUCUCAAUAUUGGGAUACAAAGGGCAGGCACAAACUACUCGAGCCAUGAAAUAAACAAUUUGACAUGAUCAAACCUUUGAGAGGCAAUGCACCCAGAUGCCCCCUACUUUAUUAUUUUACUCUGCCUAACGCCAGACGAUUUUACUCGUCAGGGGGAGAGUGCUGCCACUCAAUGAGUUAAUCAGACUAUCUGCCUAUGCACCCUGUUAAUCCUUUAAGUGACAAUGUGCGGAUGUGCCCAGAUGCGCUCUACUUUUCAGACGAUUUUACACGUCAGGGGGGAGAGUGCUGCUGCUCUGUGGGUUAAAUAUGGUGGUUAUUAUGAAAAUAGAUGUUUAAAACGUUUUUGUUUAGUUAAGACAAGAGAAAUUUCAGCUGGAACAGACACUCGAACAAGAGCAGGAAUUUCAAGUGAACACACUGAUGAGGAAGAUUGAAAGAUUAGAAGCCGAUGUUGUCUCAAAGCAAAGCUGUCUUGAACAGGUGGGUGGUAGGGUUGGUUUUUCAAAACAAUGGAUACAGAGCUCACAAUUAAUAAAGUUUCAUCUUUAAUUUAUAAAUACUAAAGUACAGUCUGGGUUGUAGCAAUCAACAGCCAUGUUUCGAAAGCUUGAAAAACCAGAUUUUUCGUACAAACAACCUCAGGAAUUGAGAUUGCAACUGGAUAUAGACAGAUAUUUGAAUUUGGAUAUUUGAAAUGAGUAGCUUAGUCUCUCGGAUUCUUUCUCUGCUGUAGUUAAGAAAAGAGAAAGUAGACCUUGAGAACACCUUGGAACAAGAACAGGAAUCUCUUGUCAACAGGCUGUGGAAGAAAAUGGAAAGACUGGAAUCCCAGAAAAGGUAGCAGUUCCUUGGUACAUGUCUUCUGCCACAGUUGGCAGAUUUCACUUGAUGGACUCUCACACAUUCAAAAUUAUUUUAUUUCAAAUAUGUUAUAAAAGACAUCUUCAAGAGAGGUUAGAAGAGCCUGUGUCAGAGCCCCCAUCUCCCAAAGAUCUUGAUGACCCCAAUGACCUCACCAUCAAGACCAUGACGUCGAAAAUCAGAUCCCUCAGAGAUGAAGUGCGAAGAUUGAGAAGCCAACUGAUUGCAUCUGAGAAAGAGCGUAAGUAUGACAUGUUCGAGCGUUGGAUUGUUCAAAAUAUGGAAAAAUAAUAAAAAUGUUUUAGAACUAUACUCUAUUACUAGUUGGAAAUAAUUGUAAAAACAUAUAUCCAGGGUUCAUACAUGUCAGAGACAGAGAGAGUCCAAUUCAAGGACUUUCCAAGGAUAUUCAAGGCCAUGUAUCAGCAAAUUCAAGGACUAAAUACUGAAGAGGAGAAGGCGUUAGAAAUCAGUGUCACGUUCAUUUGUUCAAAACGCAACUUUAAUGUAUUUCAAACAGCUUUGUCAGAUAUGAGCGUGCAGAAUCAAUUCAACAAUAUGUCCGUUUUUGAAUGUCAAACAAUUUCAGAAAAUAGCCAUAAACUAAAGCAAGACUUUCUUCUGUUUAAAGUUCUGUUCACAAGUACUUCUUUACAAAUUCCAAGACAUUCAAGGCCUUGUCCUUGAAUUUUUAUUUUCAAAUUUAAGGACAUUCAAGGCCAAGGCCUUUCAGGUUUUGUAUACGAACCCUGUAUAUAUGUAAAACGACGGAGAGAACUGCCCAUCCUUACAGAAUACAGGGACAUUCCAAGCUCUGGAUUAAAAUUUGGGCCGAAAAUGGUAACAAUUUCCGCACGCAAUACCAAAGUAUACAAAAUUUGCAAACUUUGCAAGGCUAGAUUUUCUGCAUUUUACAACAUUUCGCAACCAAACUUUGCAAUUUUACUCAUAUUAGUAUGCUCUUUCUAGCCGUGGUGAUUUAUUUGCAUCUCCUUGCCUAGUUUUAAAAUUAGUCUCUAAUGGGAAUCGUCUAUUGACAAACUGUUGUUUCCUAUACAGAUGUAGAAAGGAUGGCCGCACUUGAAAAAGAGGAACGUCAAUUCAAGGAGGAAAAUAUUCGUCUUCAACGACGACUUCUGUUGGAGCAGGAGAGGAGAGAGAACUUAGGAAGACAAUUGUCUGAAAGCGAGUCCAGUUUGGAAAUGGAGGAUGAAAGGUAUCGAGGGAAAAUCCUAACCUUAGCAGACUUCAGUGACAGACCAACCCACUUUGCUUGGAUGUCAUCAGACACUAAUUAUUUGUAGAUCUCAAAAGAGAAAAGCUGUACAGUACUUUGCAUUGUAAUUAUUUCACUUGAAUACGAAAUUUGAGUAAAUAUUAGUUAAUACCUCAACAGCAUUACAAAGAUGAAAGGAAUUUUAGAUGACAAAUCGUAGUUUAUAUAGUGUAUUCUAACUAAGUAAUAACUUUCUUUGCACAUGUAACAGAAUAGUAAGAGAUUGUGUUUUGGUUUUGCAAGAAUAAGGGAGAAACUAUUCAAAUUAAUGUGAAUGUCCGUUUCAGAGCAAUCAUUAGACAGCCGUAUUGGCGUUUUGCUUGGAAAAUUGGCGAUAGCCGACUGUUAUAUAUUGAACACUGAAGCUUUAGCAGCCAUUAUUUUCUUAAUUAUGAAGUUUAUCAACUGUAUAUUUCUAUUUAGACAUUUUAACGAGUACAGCACAACACAGUAUGGACAUCGUGAACGAACAAGAUCGUUGUCGCCAGGUCAGUAAGCAAUAAACAUUCUGAAUACUGAGAACAGGGCCAGUUCGUGCUUUGAUUCACUGAAGUCCGAAGAUUUGAGGUGUUCAAAGCCUAAAAUCGUUUUGGCGUUCCUCUCAAAGUUACUUUGUUUUAGCUUUAUUUUGUAGUUUACACAGUUAACAACCUGUUAAAUGUAUCUGGCGGUUGAAAAACCCAAAAUAAUAUUUAGUUAAAUAUUGUCAAAUACAGUUAUCAUUAAUUGAUGCUGCAAAAUUGACGCCAUAUUUAUACAGCAAUAUAAACAGACCCCACUGAACUUCAGACAUCAUUUUCUCUUUGGCAUACCAUCUAAAAUCUCUUCAUUUUAGCGAAAUUUUACAGAUAAAGCACAACGGCAUACUUGUCGCUUGAGAAACAUAAAAAAAAUAAAAAUUUGAAUAUAUCCAUAACCAAGUCAUAAAAAGUAUUUUCAUUAGUAUUGACCAUUUCUUCAUAGAUUCUCUGAACUAUUAAACGAUUUGUUUUUGUGGAAUAGCACAUAGUAUUUAGUGACUAUAGCCAUAGACAAUCCAGAAGACAUGUCUUCUGGAUUGUCUAUGCUCUGGCAUACCUUAAUGUCUUAGUUGGUUAUUUAGCCUUUGGCUUCUCUUCAUCAUCACCUCGUUCCAGUCUCCACUCGUCCACCAGCAGUCUGACAUCACAGAGCCUGCCAACCAUGGGAACUUCUCCACCAACAGGGGUAAGAUAAUUAUACUUCACGUAAUGAGAUAGUCAAUACAGUCUUCACAACAAAUCUGCUGUGGUUGUCAGUCCAGAAUUUUGGAAUUUAGCAACAAAAGUUUAUUGCUACAUCACUGUCAUUGCCCUUUAACGAAUUAGCGAUGUAGUACAAAAGGAUUACUUUCGUACUUUAGAAAACGAUUGUGUGAAACUAGCAACAAGCAUAGUACAGCACAGCACAAGUACCAUACAGUACAGUACAGUACAGUACCAUACCAUACAGCGCAGUACAAGUACCAUACAACAGUACAGUACCAUACAGUACAGUACCAUACAGUACAAUACCAUACAGUACAGUACAGUACCAUACAGCACAGUACCAUACAGUACAGUACCAUACAGUACAGUACCAUACAGUAUAUAUAGUACCAUACAGCACAGUACCAUACAGUAUAGUACCAUACAGUAUAGUAAUGCAGUUUUGUACAGUACAGUCAAACAUAACGCAAUAGAAUAGUUUGAUUAGUUUCCCGUAAAGAAAUUUUUCCUAGCCGAUCCAGACUUUGAAGGUGUCCAAACGUAAAGCCAUCAGAUUAUCUUAUUGCCAACGACUCGACUUGUCAGCCAAGAAUCUAAGCUGUAGUACAUCUGCUUCUGAAUGCAUCAUGCCUAUUAUUGUGUAACAUUUGCGCAUGUUUUCUUUUCUGUAGAGACACAUCAAACAUGUGAGUCCUAAACCAAGCAAGCCCGCAAGUGGUGCUGGGCCAGGCUCAUCAAGCACAACAGUAUAACUGUUGAGGAACCCUUCCCCUGAGAGAUGGCGCGUGUGUGUGUGGAAUAUAGGCCAAUGAUUGGCACACGCUCUUGUAAAAGUUGCACGCACUUACAGAAGAUAGAGUAAGCUAAUGUAUAAUAAGCACGUUAAAAAAGCUUGCACACAAAUAUCGCAUAUGCUUUAUACCAUUAGGAGUACGGCAAAACUAUUUUUGUCCUACCCUCGAACUCCAUGCGAAUUUUCACUGAGAUUAAGAUACAGGCAGUACUGCUUUGUAACACGUUUGGCAUUUUGUCGGAAAGCGCUCGUAUUUUUAACUAGAUAUUAUUUUGGGCAGCGCAAGUUCGUAUCAAAUUCAUUAUCACCAAGACGAAAAUAAUUCUGCCGUGCUGCCUUGGUGUGUCCUAUAUGUCUUGUGUAACAAACUACUCUGUUACUGUCGAUGCAAUAGAAGUGUUGAUAAAAUAUUGCACCAAUUCCUUUCCUCAAGUUGAUCAAUUCAUUUGAUAGAAAAUUGAUCAACUUCCUGUUUACUGGCAUGCUUGUUCCCAAUUGGUCAAUCAUUCACUGAAACGCAAAGCCAUUGGUUGAUUCAAACACACAGGAAGUUGAUCAAUUUUUCAACGAAUGAAUUGAUCAGUUCUAAGUAAUGAAUUGAUGCGAUAUUUUAUCAACACUUCCAUUGCAACGACGGUAAAAUGUCAUGUAAAUAUGAAUGUUGGAGUCUACAAUAUAUUUAAGAGCUUUAUAGAUUUGCCCACGAGUACGACUAAUAGAAAUAAAAUAUAUCUAUCUUUUCUAUGGUACCACCAUGGGUACAAGUUUCGCCAGCUUGCUACAGUCUGACACGGCAAAAUAUAGCGCAAGACCGCGUUUUGUUUGCCAAAACCACAGAAGUAUUUCUUUUACACUUAUCCAGUUUUCUUUGACACAUGAAUGAAUUUUUCCUUGUCCAAAAGCCGGCAUGAUUAGCUUUGGAACACGGCUCCUUGGCACAGAAAAUGUCAAUUUUUUGCCGCACACACCAGCAAAUAAAACUUAUCAAGGAAAACCCUUUUCCUCAGACCUUACUAGACGUACUCGCAGUUAAUUCUAAAAUUUAUUUUGUGAAUUGCAUGGCCAACUGAUUUUGCAAAAUAUCGCAACUUCUAAAUGGAUUUACAAGCAUGCACAUUGUGUUGAACGCUGACCGCUAUGUUGGGUUGAAAAUUUCAUGGUGAAAAAACCUUACUGUUGUCUGCACAAAAGAAACUUAUAUAAAAUAAAGUCUUUAUAUUUCCAGAAACUCUAGAUUUAGUGAUAGAGAUAAGAAAAGUUCAAAUUACUGAUGUAAAAAAAUGAUUCUAUUGUAAAAAUGAUAAAAAAAUACAACAAAAACGACUUUGUCUUUGCGUU